AUGACAGCUCCAGAGACACAAUACGGACAUCUUGAUGAAUCUGCAAUUCCCGGCACUGUCCAUCUGGUCGAUCUCGAGGGAGUCAUUAAAGGAAAGCAUGCAGCAACAUCGCAGCUCAAAGAUGUGGUACUCGUACCAGCGCCUAGUUCAGACCCAGACGAUCCUUUAAACUGGUCCCCCAAACGAAAGUGGCUGUCAACUGUCUCCCAGAGUGUCUAUACCUUGAUGGUUGGAAUUGCAUCAGCAGCAAUAUAUAGUGUGCUCGUACCAAUAUCGGAGGACACUGGGCUCACUCUGGCAGACCUCAAUGCCGGUACUGGCUAUAUGUUUUUGCUUUUCGGAUGGGGUUGCCUCUUUUGGCAAGCCCUUGCGCUUCAAUACGGAAAACGACCCGUGUAUCUGUUCUCGAUGCUAGCAACAUUAGGAAUCAUGAUAUGGGUCCCUCAUGCAACAAGCAAUGGUGCAUGGAUAGGAAGCAAGAUACUUCAGGGCUUCGUUGGUGCGCCAAUCGAGUCUCUUGUUGAAAUAAGUAUCGCAGACAUUUAUUACACACAUGAAAGAGGAAAAUUUAUGGGAUUAUAUGCGUUCACCUUAGCAGGUAGCAAUUUUCUUGCGCCUGUGCUUGCUGGUUUCAUCAACGACGGUCAAGGCUGGCAAUGGGUCAUGUAUUGGUGUGCUAUUUUUCUCGCCAUUGGAUUCGUUUUCUGCUUUCUAUUCAUGGAGGAAACGAACUAUGAUCGAGCGCCUAUAGAGACAGUUGAGACCUCUGAGCCCAGCCCAGGAAUAUCAACUCCUGAGGGAGAGUUUCAAUCUUCAAGCGAUCCUGAGAAGACUAGUGCUUUGGGUAGCCCAGAACCCAUUACCGAAACCCUGGCAGGAACGAUUGAUGACAAGCCAAAAACAUAUUUCCAAAAGCUCGCUCUGUUGGAUAAGAAGCGAGACUUUCAUCUUUUUCGCAUGAUGGUCAGACCGCUCCUCUUCUUCUCGCUGCCUUCGGUGGUGUAUGCGGGCUUUUCCUACGGGAGCAACCUGAUAUGGUUCAACGUGCUAAACGGCACUGCUUCUCUCAUUCUCGGAGGUGCUCCCUACAACUUCUCCAGCUCCAUGGUUGGCUUGACAUACCUUUCUCCUUUGAUUGGAGUCGCUGUCGGUUCAUUUUACUCGGGAGUUAUUGGCGAUAGAGUCGUGCUUUGGCUUGCUCGUCGCAACAAGGGGAUUCUCGAACCAGAACAUCGUCUAUGGCUCUUCUCGCUAUCAUUGAUCCUCAUUCCAGGAUCUUUGAUUCUAUGGGGAGUUGGUGCUGCCCAUCAUAUACACUGGUUUGGUCUGGUAUUUGCCAUGGGUGUCAUUGCCGCGUCCAACUCCAUCGGUAUUCAACUGUCAGUCAGUUAUUGCAUUGACAGCUACAAAGAUUUGAGUGGUGAAGCCAUGGUCACUGUCAUCAUAAUCCGAAAUACGAUGUCCUUCGCUAUUGGCUACGGUGUUACACCAUGGGUGACAAACAUGGGAUAUCAGAACGCCUUCAUUCUAGCAGCGUUUGCUGGGCUGGCUCAGGUCACAACCUUCCUCGCUGUCGUUACAUGGGGGAAGAGUUGGCGAGAUAUGACAAAAGCAAGGUUCUACAGAUACGUGAAAGAAGGUAGCGAUGUUGGUGUGACUCACUGA
This is a messenger RNA of Glarea lozoyensis ATCC 20868, 1665 nucleotides long. RefSeq names its product MFS general substrate transporter. The record is from RefSeq and is a predicted model, not a curated record. The transcript is spliced from 5 exons. Gene Ontology annotation, molecular function: transmembrane transporter activity. Bases 1 to 1665 code for a protein of 554 amino acids. NCBI's taxonomy places the organism in Eukaryota, Fungi, Ascomycota, Leotiomycetes, Helotiales, Helotiaceae. Gene Ontology annotation, biological process: transmembrane transport.